GGUGUAUCGAGCCUGGUCCGGGUUUAGACAAUCCCAAAACCCGAUCGAUCUGAUCUAUAAAUGAGCGUUUUCUCCGUUUUGGACAAAUGACUCGGGAUGAUUUUCAAGACCUCCUUGAUACGACCUUCUAUAGCUGAUACACCAAUAUCCUUAAGACUAGACUAGCUGUCAACAUAAUGUCUUCGACAGAUCAGCAAGCAGGUCCCUCAAAAGCGCACGGACAUGCGCACCUGCAGCCCAUCUUUACUCCCAGGCGUACUCUCUCAGUAAUAGUCAUCGGAGCUGGCGCCUCUGGCUUGUUGACUGCCUACAAACUACAGAGAAACUUUGAUGACUUUUCCCUUCAGGUGUUCGAAAAGAACCCUGAAAUAUCGGGGACAUGGUAUGAGAACAGAUACCCGGGCUGUGCUUGUGAUGUCCCCUCCCACAACUACACCUGGAGUUUCGAGCCCAAAACCGACUGGAGUGCGAACUAUGCAAGCUCAAAAGAAAUACUCAAGUACUUUAAGGAUUUCAGCACCAAAUACGGCUUGCAGAAGUACAUUCAACUCAGGCAUCAGGUCGUGGGAGCACAAUGGGACCAAACCAAAGCUCUUUGGACUGUUUCAGUCAAGAAUCUGGAAACCGGAGACACUUUCCAGAGCCAAGCACGAGUGCUCAUCAACGCAGGAGGCAUUCUCAACGCUUGGCGAUAUCCCGCAAUCCCCGGCAUCGAAUCAUUUCAAGGCCAACUCAUGCACUCAGCUGCGUGGCCCGAACAGGAGCCAGAUAUGACCGGCAAAACCGUCGGACUCAUCGGCAAUGGGUCGUCCGGUAUCCAGAUCCUGCCGGCAAUCAAGACCAAGGUCGGCAAGGUCACCAACUUUGUCCGCCAGCCGACCUGGAUAUCCCAAACCUUUAGUGGCGACUUCCGAGAGUACACCGAUGAAGAAAGGAAGAAGUUUGCCGAGGACAAGGAGCAUCACCUAGCCAUGCGCAAAGAAGACGAGAGGAAAAUGAGUGCCGCGUUUGCCAUGUUCCAUUCCGGAUCCCAGGAGCAGAUUACCUUGAGGGCAUACGUCGAGGACUUGAUGCGCAAAAAACUGGGAAACCCUGAGCUGGAAAAGCUCAUCAUCCCGGAGUGGUCUCUUGGCUGCCGGAGACUUACGCCAGGAACCAACUACCUCGAAUCUCUUUCCGACGACAACGUGGAAGUGGUGUUUGGUAAUAUUGCAAAGAUCACGCCUGCGGGGGUGGUCGUCGAAAAUGGCAAGGAAUACCCGUUGGACAUUCUCAUCUGCGCCACUGGUUUCGAUACAAGUUUCAAGCCCCGAUUUCCCGUGGAAGGGGCCGGGGGUGCCAAGUUGGAGGAUAUGUGGAAAGACGAGCCGCAAGCCUAUUUUGGUAUAGCUGUGGACAAACUCCCAAAUUACUUCAUGACCCUGGGCCCGAAUUGCCCCAUAGGCAAUGGACCAAUCCUUGCCAGUAUUGAAGCAGAAGUCGAUUACAUGAUCAAAAUGAUGUCCAAAAUGCAAAAGGAAAACCUCAAGUCCUUUGAGGUCAACAGCGAUGCAGUGCGCGACUUUAACCAGUGGAAGGACGAAUGGAUGAAAGAAUCUAUUUGGGUUGAACCUUGUCGAUCCUGGUACACGGCAGGAUCACCGUCGGGCAAAGUGCUAGCUUUGUGGCCCGGCUCGGCAUUGCAUUACCUAGAGGCCAUACGCGACCCGCGCUGGGAGGAUUGGACUUUCAAGACAGAGGAUGGAGCAAACCGGUUUUCUUACCUGGGCAAUGGUCACAGCUUUGUCGAGGCAAACCAGGGGGAUUUGAGCUACUACAUCCGAGACCAUGACGACUCUCCGAUUGAUCCGGUGCUGAAGAAGCCUACAAAAGAGUAGCGGAUGUUUUGCGGCGAGUGGGAUUGAAGAAGCGGCGAUAAACUAUGAAAACAAGACAAGCGAGGCACGACCAAGGACCUCCGGAAUCACCGGAAGAUUGAGUGGAGCAUAGCCUGCCACGUUUUACGCUUGCUAGCCGGGCUAGCCUGGGACUGGAUUUUUUUUGCUUGGUGAAGACAACCUCAACCAGGUUGGUAGGAACAAAGUAAACAGAGCUAAUUGAUGGAUAGUAGAGCCAAUCCCCCUCGAACAAAUGCUUGUCCAAUCUAAACAAUAACUGUCAAUCUGAAUAAAAAAAAUCUAUCU
Pyricularia oryzae 70-15 is the source of this 2183-nucleotide messenger RNA. RefSeq lists its product as uncharacterized. The transcript is spliced from 4 exons. NCBI's taxonomy places the organism in Eukaryota, Fungi, Ascomycota, Sordariomycetes, Magnaporthales, Pyriculariaceae. The record is from RefSeq and is a predicted model, not a curated record. Bases 177 to 1877 code for a protein of 566 amino acids.